ACUGACAGCAGUUUCACCAUGAGGUGCAUCAUUGUAGCCAUCCUUCUUUGUGCAUGCGUGCAAUACUCCACACAGCAGAACUUAUUGGAGUUAGUUAAAUUCAAAAAUGAGUGCGUAUCCGAAUACAACAUUACCUCCAGCAUGAUCAAGUCCGUUGUGAAGGAACUAAUAAACGCCGAUUUUACAAACCUAAACCAACUUAAAGAUUUCCCAAUUUGUUUAAUGACGAAAAUUGGUCUUAUUGACAAAGAUGGGAAUGUAAAUCCGAAUGCAUUAAAGAAGUACGUGGGUGUGAUACCGAAGGGAAAAGAAAUUUUGGAGGUUGCAAAUGAAUGUAAAGACCGCAGAGGCGAGAAUGUCGCGGAUACGAUUUAUGAAGUUGGCCUCUGUGUAAUCCAAGGGGCUAUUAAAAAAAUGCCAUUUGGUAACAUAAUUUCCUCUUUUCUUCAGAUAAAUUAAGGUGGUGAUGAUGUGAAUUCUUUUGUCUUUUCUACUAGUUACCACAGGGAACAGAUUCAAUGAUGUUAGUACUCAUUGAAAGUUUCCUAUGGAAAUAUUUCUGUUAAUAUAUCUAUUCCGUUUAGAAAUUGUAGUAGUUUUAAAUGUUAAUAAUUAGGGCUCCUUGUCUAUUAGAUGGAGAUGUCUGUAAAAUGUUGGCCUGGGUUAAUCUCCUUUCAAAAUCAGUACCUACUUUAUUGGGUACAACGUCGGCAACAUUAAGCCUUAGUGCAAGACAACCAUUUUGAUUUAUGAGAUCACAGCGUAUCAUUGGAAAAUGAUGAGUGAAAAUCGUUUUCGUCCUAAAUCAACCUCUAUUACGACGGGAACUGUAACGCCUUUAAGGGUCGCUGACAGUCUUGUGUCCGUACACAGAAUGAACCGGCCCUAUAAGCGAGUUACCUCGUGGAAGGGCGCAGGCUUACGUAAACAAACGUCUCCAUACCGAAUAUGAUGUAUUAUUUAUCUAAGUAAAGGCAAAGAAAUAAAAAAAAAUGGUACAA
Photinus pyralis (common eastern firefly) is the source of this 1001-nucleotide messenger RNA. RefSeq lists its product as uncharacterized. The transcript has 2 exons. NCBI's taxonomy places the organism in Eukaryota, Metazoa, Arthropoda, Insecta, Coleoptera, Lampyridae. Bases 19 to 459 code for a protein of 146 amino acids. The record is from RefSeq and is a predicted model, not a curated record. Gene Ontology annotation, molecular function: odorant binding.